AUGUCUCUGUGGAGGAAAGAGAACGCGCCGCAGUUUGCCGAGGAGCUGAAGGGCAAGUCCAUGCCCGAAAUGGCCAAGAUCUGCGCAGAGAAAUGGGCCCAAGUUCCCGCUGAAGAGAAGGCCAAAUACACCUCGCAGGUAGAGGACAUGAAGAAGGAAUUCGACAAGAAGAAGGAUGAGUUCAAGACCAGGAAGACGUAUCUUGACUUCCUCUUGGAGCGCCGCAAAGCCAAGGAAAGGGAGAACAAGACCGUCGGCCUGAUCAAUUUGCCGAAGAGGCCCCAGUCUGUGUUCGCGAUGUUCGCGGAGGCACACAAAACCGAGGUGCCGGCUGGCAAGGGCGAGGGCAAGGGUCGCAGCGCCUUGAAGGCGAAAUUCAUAGAGGCCCCGGCGGAUGAGAAGGCCGAGCUCGCCAAGAAGGAGGCCGAGGCCAAGCAGAAGUUCCAGAGCGAGUUGGCGGCGUUCAAGGAGUCCGAGGAGUUCAAGAAGUACAAGGGCAACGAGAAGAAAAUCCAGACGGAGUUCAUGAACGAGGCCAUGAAAGUCAUGACCCUCAAGUUCCUGCGGCACUCGCCGCCGGCCCCCCCGAAGACGGGCUUCGCUGUGUUCGUGGGCGACAAGCGGAAGGCGGAGGAGGACGCGGACGGCGCGCCGAAAGGCAAGAAGGAGAGGGCCGAGGAGGUCAGGGCAUACAAGGUGGAGUUCAUGAAGCUUGACAAGGCCACGAAGAAAGAGUACGACACCUCGCGGAUGGAGAAGUUUAAGGAGUGGCAGGCCCAGGUCAAGGAAUACAUGGAGAAGCCGAUGUGGAAGGAGUACCUUGCGGAGGCGAAGCGCAUCAAGGUUCCCAUCAAGAGUCUUUUGGCCGACAAGGGCAAGGUCAUUAAGAAGCUGAAGAACGGCAUGCGGUUCAUCCCCCUGCCCGAGAAGCCAGUGGACAUGCCUGUGAAGCCGAAGCAGGCGUACAGCUUGUUUGUGGCCGCGAAGAAGGGCUCCAUGGAGCUGUCCGAGAUGCCCGGGGCCUGGAGCAAUCUCGAGGAGGCAGAGCGGAAGAAGUACACCGACGAGGCCGCGGACUUGCAGCGGGAGUACGAGACGAACAUGAAGAUCUUCAAAGAGAGCGAUGAGGGUAAAAUGUGGGCGGAUUUCAAAGACUACAGCCUUACCGUGCGACGGAAGCGCGUUGUUUUAGCCAAGUUCAAGUUUUUAGGGGGUAUGCCGAAGAAGCCAGUGGACCCAAAGGCAAAGUGGAUGAAAGCUGCGAAGGCGGAGUUUCCUGGAUUGAAGGGGGCCGAUCUGACUGUCAAGGUGAUGGAGAAGUUCAGGGCGCUGCCCGAGGAGGAGAGGGAUAAGAUCGAGAAAGAAAGGCAGGAGCAGGAGAAUGCCUAUCGGCAAUCGCUGAAGGAGUUUAAGGAAAGCGAGCAUUGGCAGAAGUACUCGAAGAUGGUGAAGGCGAAGGCAAAAAGCAAGGGGGCUUCAACUGUGCCAGUACCAGAGGAUAUGCCCAAGAAGCCUCGCAAUGCUCUGCAGAUUUUCAGAUCGGAGCAAGCUGGUAAGGGACUGGCAGAGGCCUUGAAGAUGUUCAAUGACCUUCCACAGGAAGAGAAGGCCAGAAGAAACCAGGAGGCAAAGGAAAUGCAAGACAAAUACGUUGCGGACCUCGCCGCGUGGGGCAAGACUGAAGCCGGCAAGAAGUACAACAAGCAGGUGGCCAUGGUCGAGAAGCGGUACAAGCUGAAUUCGGCAAAGGAAAGGUACUUGAAAAACGAGCCCAAGAAAGCGGUCAACGCGAUGCAGUUGUGGGCGAACGAGGUUGGAAAGGCCUUGAUCCAGCAGGAGGAUCCCAGCGUGAAGGGCUUCGCCAUGCUACCGAAGAUCAGCCAGAAGUGGCUUGGGCUGAGCAGCGAGGACAAGCAGGAGUGGGUCGACAAGGCGGCCGCUGGCCAGGAGGAGUACGAGAAGAGCAUGGCGGAGUGGAAGGCGACCCCCGACUAUAAGAAGUACGUCUCGAUCGUCAGCAGGCUCAACGGCAGCAAAGGGGCAGCCAGCAAGGGCAAGGGCAAAGGCGCAAAGCCCAAGGCGAAAGCCGUGGAGAUGCCCCCAAAGCCCGAGGGCAUGCCCAAGAAGCCAAUGACAGGCUACUUCAUCUACAUGGAGGAGAAGCGUGCAAGCGGAACUGGCGUCAGCAAGAGUGAGUUGGCCAGCGGGUGGGUCAAUCUAGGUGCAGAUGGCCAAAAAGUUUAUAACGACAAGUCGAAAGAGCAGUUCGCGAAGUAUGAUAAGGACAUGGUGGAAUUCAACAAGACCGCCGAGGGAAAGAAGUACAAGCGCCUCAAGGCGGUCGCGGACAGAAAGCAGAGGGUCGAGAAUGCAAGAAAAAAGUUCAUUGGUGGCGCCGACGCGCCCAAGAAGCCGACGGCACCACGGGGGGCCUACUUCAUUUUCACAGACGCGAAGAGGCCCACGCUUACUGGCCUCGGGUUCAAGGAGAUGGCUCAGAAAGUGUCCGAGCUGUGGAAGGACCUCCCCCCGGAGGAGAAGAAGGUCUACGAGGACAAGCACGCGGAGCAGAAGGAGCAGUUCGAGAAGGCCAUGGCCGAAUACAGGAGCCACCCCUCCGUCAAGAAGUUCGAGAAGGCCUCCGGCACCGCCAAGAAGCCGAAGCCCAAGCCCAAGCCCAAGCGGAAGGCGGCAAAGCCGAAGGGCCGAGCGGCGGGCCGAGGCAAGGCGAAGGCCAAGCCGAAGGCCCGGGCCGCUGCGGACAAGGCCGGCAGCGGCAGCGACAGCGACGUCAUGGGCAGCGACAGCUCCAGCUCCAGCAACGACAGCGACUCCGACUGA
Prorocentrum cordatum is the source of this 2841-nucleotide messenger RNA. NCBI's taxonomy places the organism in Eukaryota, Dinophyceae, Prorocentrales, Prorocentraceae. The record is from the annotation of a GenBank genome assembly.